AUGAAGAUGAAGGCCAUGGAGAUCGGAGUUGAAGGUCUAGGCAGCAACCUCCACCCAAAACUUCAGACAAUAUCAAUCUCGGCUGCAAGCUGGUAUUCGGCGGAUGUGGAAGCUGACGUGGCGGUGGCCGGAGUGCCGAAGAAGAGGACGUUCAAGAAGUUCAGCUUCAGAGGAGUGGAUUUGGAUGCUCUUCUGGACAUGUCCACUGAUGAGCUCGUUAAGCUCUUCCCUGCUACGGCUCGUAGAAGGUUUCAGAGGGGUUUGAAGAGGAAGCCAAUGGCGUUGAUCAAGAAGCUGCGCAAGGCUCCAAAGCCUAGAAUUGAUUAUACUGUGAAGACUGUUGGUGGAAGCUUAACCACCCUCCUUGGAAUAUCAGAUAUGAUUGAUGCAGAUGUCUUGGAUAUCCAUGAGAUACCCUAG
This is a messenger RNA of Fragaria vesca subsp. vesca, 420 nucleotides long. RefSeq names its product 40S ribosomal protein S15-like. The record is from RefSeq and is a predicted model, not a curated record. The transcript has 5 exons. Lineage: Eukaryota; Viridiplantae; Streptophyta; Magnoliopsida; Rosales; Rosaceae. Bases 1 to 420 code for a protein of 139 amino acids.